AUUAAUGAUAAUAAGAGUUCUGGCGGAAGAGUUGAAUUAGAAGUGAAUGAUGUUAAUGAGAAAGUAGCCGAAAAAGCAGACAAAAAUGAGCUUUUAGCUCUGAGUGAUAAAGUCAAGAACCACGUUCAUUAUAUAACUUCAGACGAACAGAUUAUAACGGACUACCAUGGAUAUUUAACACGAAGUGAUGAAGCGAAAACAAAAAAUGUUAAUGAAACAAGAUAUAAAUGCAUUCGUGCUAAAGGUUAUGACAUAAGCUGUACUGUACAGUAUGAUGUAGCUAAAGCACCAGAAGCAUUUGGUUAUACCGGUGAAAUUUAUGCCUCUACUUUCAAUGUUAACGGUGUAUUAGUUGAACCAAGAUUUACUUUGAGAGUUAAGGCAAAAAUAACUUUUGAAGAUGCUAUUAAAAGUAAAGCCAGCAAAGAUGAACUUGAAGCAAUGAACAAAGUUUUGAAAUCUCAUAAGCACAAUAUCUCCGAUAUAAAUGAACUUCAAGCUACAUUAAAUAGUAAAGCUGACAAGAACCAUACACAUGAAUCCUUCACUACUGUUAGAGCAGACGACAUAAUAUUGAACUAUACCCUCGGUUCAAGUGCACCUUUAGAGAAUCCGAGUACAAGUGUAAAAGAUACACUAAACAAUUUAGAUAACUAUUGCAGGAACAAUGAUCAAUAUGUCAGAAACUUUGAAGCAUACACACUACCAACAAUGUUAGACAAGAAAGCCGACAAGAACCAUACACAUGAAGAAUUUCAAACAAUCAAGAUUAAAGAAAUUAAGGCAUGCAUCGAAAUAGUAACAAAAACAGGAAGAAACGGUGCAACUGUACAUGAACAAAGAAUUUAUCCUCCUACUUUUCCUAAUGGUUUAAUAACAAACAAUAUAAAUAUUGUAGAUGGCAAUGGAUUUAUAAAUGUUAAACAUGAACUUCAAACAAUGAAGACUCAGGUUCUUGAAACCAUAUAUCCUAUAGGCUCUAUUUAUACGUCAAUGAAUUCAACAAAUCCAGCAAGUGUUUUAGGUUUUGGUACGUGGGAACAGAUUGUAGACAAAUUCUUAUACUGUGCUAACUCUUCAAAGCAAACAGGAGGUUCGAAGAAAAUUAAAGAAGCAAACCUUCCACCGCACACUCAUACAGGAACGACAAACUUUUCUGGCGACCAUAACCACUCAUUAAGAGACCACCCAUUAUACAACUCAGACUAUGAAGCUGGCAAUGACGUUUUAUCUCCAUCUUAUAACAAUUCAGCAAAAAAGACUUUUCGACCAACUGAACCAGGAGGAAAUCAUGUCCAUACUUUCACAACAAAUCCAACAGGCUUGGGUAAAGAUUACAUGCCACCAUUUAUGACUGUAUUCGCAUGGUACCGCGUUCAAUGA
Trichomonas vaginalis G3 is the source of this 1383-nucleotide messenger RNA. RefSeq names its product keratin-associated protein family. The record is from RefSeq and is a predicted model, not a curated record. The transcript has a single exon. Lineage: Eukaryota; Parabasalia; Trichomonadida; Trichomonadidae. The annotation marks the transcript as partial.